AGUGAAACAAGAAGAUGUUGAGGAACAAACAGAGACGUGUGAAGACAUGAAAAUGUUGGAACUGAUUAAAGUGGAGUGUGAAGACCUGAGGACUGAAGAAGCAUUCAGAGUGAAAAAAGAAGAUACUGAGGAAUACACAGGCCUAAUGGCACUGAAAGAAGAGAGCGAAGAACUAGAUAAAAUGGAAGAAAAGGAUCUGUAUGAAAAACAUCAUGACUUCAUAACUAAAGAAAAAAACUUUAGUUACUCACAGACUGAAAAUACUUCUUCACAAAAAAAAGCUCAAAACACAGGAACUAGAAGUUAUUUCACUUGCCAACAGUGUGGAAAAAGUUUCACUCAAAAAGGAAACCUUAAUGUCCACAUGAGAGUGCAUACUGGAGAGAAACCUUACACAUGCCAACAGUGCGGAAACAGUUUUACACAUAAAGGAACCCUUAAUAGCCACAUAAGAAGUCACACUGGAGAGAGCCCUUACACCUGCAAACUGUGUGAGAAGAGUUUUUCACGAAAAGAAAGUCGUAAGAUUCACAUGAGAAUUCACACUGGAGAGAAACCACACACAUGUGAUCAGUGUGGAAAGAGUUUUACACAUAAAGGAACCCUUAAUGCCCACAUGAAAACUCACACUGGAGAGUGCCCUUACACCUGCAAACUGUGCGGGAAUAGCUUCUCACGAAAAGAAACUCUUAAGACUCACAUGAGAAUUCACACCGGAGAGAAACCACACACA
Molecule: messenger RNA, 733 nt
Organism: Sinocyclocheilus rhinocerous
Lineage: Eukaryota; Metazoa; Chordata; Actinopteri; Cypriniformes; Cyprinidae
Product: gastrula zinc finger protein XlCGF49.1-like
Exons: 3
Biological process (GO): regulation of transcription by RNA polymerase II
Molecular function (GO): DNA-binding transcription factor activity, RNA polymerase II-specific; RNA polymerase II cis-regulatory region sequence-specific DNA binding
Source: RefSeq, a predicted model, not a curated record